UUUAUUAAGAUAACGUAGGUAUUUGUGCAGUAAGAUAUCUUAAACUUUAUUAAGUCAAAGGUAGAAAAAGUACAAAAAAUAGUAUUUUCGAACAAGUGUGAGCAAUUUAAUUACGUACAUAAAGAACGUAGAAUGGCAACUUAUUUAACAAAUUAUUUAUUACGUAAAUUUCCAAAUUUACAAAAAUGGGCAUAUGAAGCUGCAGGAUUUAAUCAAUAUGGUUUACAUCGAGAUGAUAUUCUUCAUGAAACUGAAGAAGUACGAGAAGCAUUAAAGCGAGUACCACCUCACAUAGUAGAAGAACGUGAUUUUCGAAUUAUUAGAGCUAUGCAAUUAGAUUGUCAAAAGAAAAUUUUGCCAAAAGAACAAUGGACUAAAUUUGAAGAUGAUAUUCUUUAUCUAACACCCAUUAUAGAGGAAAUGAGAAAGGAACGUGAAGAAAAAGAAAGAUGGAACGCAGAAUAAUAUAAUAACAUAGUAGUGAAUGUUACAUUCAUUUUACAUUUAAAUUGUAAGUUCAAUAUAUAGUAAUUUGUAUAUAUGAAAUAUAAAUAUUAAAUAAAUUAAUUUGUUCAAUUAAAUUCUAUUAUUUCAAAU
Apis mellifera (honey bee) is the source of this 597-nucleotide messenger RNA. RefSeq names its product cytochrome b-c1 complex subunit 7. The transcript is spliced from 4 exons. The record is from RefSeq and is a predicted model, not a curated record. Lineage: Eukaryota; Metazoa; Arthropoda; Insecta; Hymenoptera; Apidae. Gene Ontology annotation, biological process: mitochondrial electron transport, ubiquinol to cytochrome c. Bases 133 to 465 code for a protein of 110 amino acids.